AUGACAAAAGAUAAAUAUAUCACGUUUAAACCUGGUCAACCAGUUGAUGUUGAUGCUGAAUUUGGUGUUGAUAAAGUAUCGGAUAAUAAAUAUGUAUCUAAAAAACCAAUGUAUUUACCUACUGCUAGUUCGAAAGGUGCUUAUGGUGGGAAUUUAUGUGGUCAAGCAUUAUUAGUAGCUAUGAAAUCUGCUGGUUCAGAAUUUAAACCACAUUCAAUUCAUUCAUAUUUUGUAAGACCUACAUUACCUAAUUUAUCUAUAACUUGGGAAGUCGAAGAAAUUUCAAAUGGUAAAACUUUUUGUAAUAGAAAUAUUAAAGCUAUUCAAAAUAAUGUAAUUGUUUUCAUUGCUUCAAUUUCUUUAACUAGGAAAAAUUCUUAUAAAGAAUCAAUGGAUAAAUAUAAUGAAUAUUAUUCAAAGAUUCAACAAAAGGGAAAAGAUGAUGAUUCAACAGAAGAAGACGAAGAUGAUGAUUCAUCAACAGCACCAGUAAAACCAUUUGUAUUUCAAACACCACAACAUGAAUGGUUAACUAGAUCAAAAGAAGAACUUGAAAAUUUACCAAUACGUGAUAUUGAAUCAAGUAUGUUAGUUUAUAUUAAAUUUGUCCCUGAAUUUAUUGAAUUAAAUAAAACUAAAAGUGAAGAUUCUUUAACUGUACCAGAUAGAAAAUUAAGUUUUCUUGUUAAAUGGGGUAUUGAAAAUGAACAAGGAUUUAAUCAACCAUUAACUAAUUUAACUCCGGAAUAUCAAUUUGUAGGAUUGGCAUUUUUAUCAGAUUCAUUAUUUUUAAAUUCAUUAACUAGAAUAUUAAGAAUUGAAGAUUUUCAAGUAAAUAAUCAUACUGCAUCUUUUGAUUCUGUUAGUUUAGAUCAUAUUGUUUAUUUUCAUGAUGAUGAUUUUGAUGUUAGACAAUGGAUGGGAUAUAGUUUUAAAGCAAUUAGAUUUGCACAUAAUAGAGUUGUAGUAGAAGGUGAAAUUUUUAAUGAAAAGGGUACUCAUAUAGCUACAAUUAUUCAAGAAGCAUUAGUUGAAUUGAAUGGUACAGAAAAGGGUGCAAAAUUGUAG
This is a messenger RNA of Insectozyma verbasci, 1068 nucleotides long. The record is from the annotation of a GenBank genome assembly. Lineage: Eukaryota; Fungi; Ascomycota; Pichiomycetes; Serinales; Debaryomycetaceae.